AUGACUGACGAGACUGACUACUCAUCGUUACCACUAGGUGAACGACUUACUCAUAAAGUAUGGAAGGUCAGGUUGACUGCGUAUGAUGAACUAAGCCGACGCUUCGAUAGUUCUCCACAGGAAAGUGAGGAUUACAUGCAAGAACACAUCAGCAAACCUGAAGUGUUCAAAAAGUAUAUCACAGAUCCAAAUGUGGUAGCACAAGAGUCUGGAAUUAAAUCCUUAAUGAAAUUUUUAGAGGUAGGAGGAAAUCCCUCCAUUGUAUCCAAGUUACGAAGUCAGGGGAUCAUUUUAACACUUUGUGAGAAGGCAUUAUCAUCAUCGCGUAAGAAUACUAAAGACUAUACUAUCGAGUGUCUAUUAUUGUUCACGGAAGUAUCGAAUGAUGUUAAUGGCAUAGUCGAAGAUAUUUUAUCUUUGUUGAAGCAUCGCUUGCCGAAACUAGUUUCUGGCUGUGUUUCUGCACUCGCCGUGCUUGUGGACAAUUUCGGUUGCGGUAUAAUUUCGCCUAAAUCUAUUAUUCCUCAUUUAGAGCAAUUGUUUGGACAUGCUGAUAGGAACGUCAGGCUAGCUGCUACUGAGUUGGCCGUCGAACUUUACAAAUGGAUGAAGGGUGCAUUGGUUACAGUCUUGUUUCCCUCAUUGAAACCUGUUCAACAGAAGGAUCUAAAAAAAGCAUUUGAGUCGAUUGAUAAUUCUAUUGUUUUAGAGCAGAAGAGAUUGACAAGAUCUCAAAAGGCAGAAAUUGCCAGAAAGAAGGAAGAAGAGGCCGCUUUACUCAAAGAAGAGCCUGUCAAUGACAUGGACAUUGACGUGAAGGGCCCGUCAGAUUACAAAGCACAGGAGAAUGCUUUUGACCCUUAUGAUUUGAUUGAUCCAGUAGAGGUACUCUCUAAAUUUCCUCUGGACUUGAUGGUUCGAGUGAACUCAGACAAAUGGAAAGAUCGCAAAGAAGUUUUGGAAGAAGUUCACGCUAUAUUGGAGAAAACAAGCAAAUUGGCGCCAGAUGACUACUCUUCAAUAGUGCGGGUCUUUGCAAAAUGCAUGAAAGAUGCGAAUCUCCAGGUGGUUCAAUUAGCCGCUAACUGUAUUGAGUUCCUCUGCCAGGGAUUGAAGAAGGAUGCUGCAAAGUAUAUUCACACUCUUCUUGGACCGAUAAUCGAGAGAACCAAGGAAAAGAAGGCUUCCACUGCAACUGCGUUGGCAGACGCUUUAGACGCUUUAUUCAGCGUCUCGUCUUUAUCUGAGAUAAUAGACGACUCGAUCAAAGGUAUGAAACAUAAAACGCCCCAAGUUAAAAUAGCAUCUUCUAGUUACUUACAAAGGUGUUUGGCUGCAACAACUAUCCCUCCAACAGGGUCUGAAAUAGAGGCGAUAAUGGAAGCUGGUGUGAAAUUAUUGAGUGACUCUCAAGAGCCAGUAAGACAUGCAGCAACUGAACUUAUCGGGACUUUAAUGAAAAUAACUGAAGAGAAAGAGCUCAAAUCGUUCUUAGAUAAAAUCGACGACAAUAGAAAGAACAAAGUGAUCGAAUUCUCUUCAAAAGUCGAAGUCAAAUGCAAGUCAAAUUCUAGAACAAUCUUAAAGGAAUCCUCGAAAUUCGAAGUAGCCCCUGUAUCAAGAUUAUCGAAAAGAACAGGAAUACUAGCCACCAACUCUUUAAAGCCCACUUCCAACUCGUCUUCAUCAAUACCCGCCAAACGUGGGGCGACUUCACCUGUUAAACGUCCUGAUGACGUUUCUAAAGUCUCGUCAUUUGGCCGUGGACUUACUGGAAGAUCAUUAGUGUCUCCUGUUUCGAAUAAUGGAUCAUAUACUACUGCUAAUAAUACAACUAACAUUGCUAAUAAUAUUGCAAAUAAUUCUGCAAACAAUAAUUUUCAGUCAAAUAUCUCGUCUGUUGAGAAGGACCAGUUAAUGCAAUUGAGGAGAGAGAAGGAAUCGUUUCUCGAGCAAAAGCAGAAGGAUUCUCAAAUUCAAUUACAGCUAACUGAUGAGAAGCUUGUUUUGAAUCAGGAACUAUCUCACCUAAGAGCAGAGAUAGAAAAUCUUUCGAAGGAUCAUAACAACUCAAAGUUAAUGCUAAAACAAAAAGACACUCAAAUUCUGAGGUUGAACAGUGAUUUAGAAAACGCGAAAUUGAAAAUAAGAGAUUUAGAACAAACUGUAGAAAUGAUGAAGCUACAAAGAAAUCAAGUGCAGUCAAAAAUAAGCAGGAAUAAUUUAUAUGAAGACAAAUUUGAGCCGAAGAAGUCACUUUCUCCAGAGCACAUAGGGCCACGGUCUGCAUCCGGUGAAUUAAGCUCCAGAGUCAAAAGGUUAUCGAUAGAUGGAGAAAGACUACUCAAGGAAAAUGCAGAUAGUCAUCUGAUUAAUGGCUUCUCUAGACAUAAUAGCCCGCACAAAAUUGUUGAUAAUACAAAUACAUUUAAUACAGCAACAGGUAAAGAACUAUCUGUCUUAGACAUGAACGAUGACAGCUGGAAACGGGCUGCGGAAGUCACAUCACAGUUGAAAGCUCGAAUAGAAAAGAUGAAAGCAAGGUCUAGAACUGGUAUAAACUUUACAUAA
This is a messenger RNA of Priceomyces carsonii, 2571 nucleotides long. RefSeq lists its product as uncharacterized. Bases 1 to 2571 code for a protein of 856 amino acids. Gene Ontology annotation, molecular function: microtubule plus end polymerase activity; microtubule plus-end binding. Gene Ontology annotation, biological process: establishment or maintenance of microtubule cytoskeleton polarity; mitotic spindle organization; microtubule polymerization. The record is from RefSeq and is a predicted model, not a curated record. Lineage: Eukaryota; Fungi; Ascomycota; Pichiomycetes; Serinales; Debaryomycetaceae. The transcript has a single exon. Gene Ontology annotation, cellular component: kinetochore; microtubule plus-end; spindle pole.